Messenger RNA from Lucilia sericata (common green bottle fly), 1722 nucleotides. It is a transcript of the gene Dnaaf3, whose product is annotated as dynein assembly factor 3, axonemal homolog. Bases 357 to 1706 code for a protein of 449 amino acids. NCBI's taxonomy places the organism in Eukaryota, Metazoa, Arthropoda, Insecta, Diptera, Calliphoridae. Gene Ontology annotation, biological process: motile cilium assembly; axonemal dynein complex assembly. The transcript has 3 exons. The record is from RefSeq and is a predicted model, not a curated record.
UCACAUAAUAAUAAUACAUCUUGCCUAUAUUUAUGAAACCUAAUUUUAAAAGAAAGAAUAUCUUACAUAAAAUCAGUUUAUAGUAAUAAAUCAUUCCAAAAGUUUAGCAUUAUGAUAGAAUUAUGGUAAAAUUAAAAAAUAUAUUAUUUCGUUAAAUUAUGGAGAUCUUGGUCCAUAAUUGACACAAUCCUACAUUGAAGGCCCUAUUCCGAAAAUCGCCCUGACAUUCAUUAGAUUAAAUGUUUUAACAAAAACAUGAUUUUGGUGUCCAUACAGAUGAAGCACUCGAUUUAUUUAGCGAAUAUUUAAAUAUUUUCAAAUAUAAGAAUGAAAAUUCGGAACAAGAAGGCAAAGAAAUGCCCACGGAAUAUCAAAAUUCAAAUAGUAAACACCUUAAAGAAGAGAUAAACAUAUUGCUUUUUGGGGCAAAUGAUCCACGACAUGUAAUUAAGACAAUGGCUAAAAUAUACACCCACAAGCUGCAAGGAAUGGCGACAAAUUUAAAUUUCUACAUUGUAGAUGGCUGCAUCGAGGUAGUGGCACGAAAUAUGGCCUUAAUAGGUAUAGCAUUGGAAAGCCCUGAAAUUUUAAAUCUUCGAACUAAAGUGCAUUUAUUUAUGGAUAUAUACGGAAAUGCGUUAGUGCGGGCUUCAUCUUAUCAUUACUUGGAGGUUAAGACCAAGUCCUUGCUCAACGCAGUCACCGAUGAAGCUUAUUUGCAUAAACUGACACCAAUGUUUAAUAUCGAUCAUAUGAAAUAUCGGGAACGUGAUGGCUUAGAAACCUCUUUCAGUUUUUGGCUAUCAAAGCAAAACCAUAUUUUUAAAAUCGAAGAAUACUGGAAUAGUCGAUUAAAAAAUUUAAUGGGAGUGCGUUAUGACUACAGAGAAGGGCAAUUUGACUGGGAUCUUAAUAUGGUUUUAAAAGAACGUAAAGGGAAGCAAAUAUGUUCGCAGGAAUAUCGUUAUUGGCGUGAAACUGGAAUUGCUUUCACAUUUCCGGAGUAUGAAUACAGUAAACCGAAUAAAACAUUAUCAGCUGGAUUAGUUCGCAAUGGUAAUCAAUUUAUUCAUCGUGGAUAUAUUGGCGAUAUUCAAACCGGGCCUUUUGCAGCAUUUGGUUUAAGCACAAAUGAUGAACGAAUGAAUAAAUCCGUACAUGGAGAAAAUGACUAUCGAUCAACGGAUAUUACCGAACGAAACCUGCUCGAGUUAUUUCAUGAGUUAGCAACGCAGACAUUAUACAAACACGAUGUAGCUCUGUCGCGCAAAUAUGGUGCAAUACGACUUAAAAUGGCUAAUCGCUUGAUACAUAAUGAGUUUGAUACAGAAGAUAUAAAGGAUUAUAAUAAACCUUGGAUAUAUAUUGAUCGAGUUAAGAUACAUUUUUUAUCGUCAGAUGAUAUUUUAGCACUACAACAAAACGUAUCCGGCCAAUGGUCAAAGUUUUUCGACAUAGCCUUUGUAGGGCACAAUUAUUUUACAUUUCUUCAAGAUAACUUUGUUAAUGUUUUAACUCCACAAUCCCUUUUAAUAAUGGAGACUAAAUUAUUGUCGACAUCACGAAAGGAGGUUAUAAAUGACUUCGAAGAGAAACUUUUUGAUUUUGCCAAACGAAACCAUUUUCAAGAUGUCAUUAAUUACAAAGCUGUUAAUAUGAAGAAUUCAUUUUUAAAAUUCAAACGUACUUUCAAUUUAACUCAAUAAAGGAAUUUACUUAAAA